AUGCAAAAAUAAUAGCAAACAUAGUAGAAUUAACAAAAUUCUAAUUUAUAAAAAGAAUUAGUUAACUUAGAAUCUAUUUCAAGUGAAACAUUUUAGGCAAAUAAGUUCUUGGAAUAGUUUUUUAAAUAGUAGAGAUAUAAUUUGAUAAAGAUAGAUAAUCUUGAAGAAGUAGAUAAGAAUGUCAAAGAUAUCAGCUAAAAUUUAGCUAAAAUGGAGACUGUUUUAACAGAAAUGAGCAAUAAAAUUAAAGAUGAAUUAAACACUUAACUUUAUGUAAAUAAAAUUAAAAUGGACUAUUAAGCAAAUAAAAAAGUGCAAAUGGAAAAUGAAUUUAAGAAUUUAAAAACAGUAUACCAAUAGAUUGAGAAAUAAUUAUCGGUGCUUAGUAAUCGUAAUCCUAUCGAGUAGCAGUUAAGAGAAAUUAAUCAAGAAAAAGAUUAAGUCGUUAGAACUAAAUAACUGAUAGAGCACUUUAAAGCUUUUAAUAAAAAAAACUAAGAAGAUCACCCUUAAAUGUACAGAUAGGUUAUUUAUGAGAAUAAAUUAGAAAAUAUAGAAUUAGCAGCAAAGAAUAUAUUGAUAUUACAAAAAGUUUGUUCAAAUAUGAAUAAUACAGGAGAGUACAAACUAGCUAUUGAUAACAUAAGGGAUAUGUUUUAAAAAUUUGAAAUAAAAAUCGAAAAGAAAUUUAAAGAGUUUUAUUGGUUGUUUGAUUCACCUAACAUGGCAAGAUAUCUUAAAAUUGUUAAUCUAUAUGAUAUGAUUGGCAAGGUUGCAGAAUUUUAUAUUGACUAGACUCUAGGAGAACUUAAAGUUAACCAAGAUUAUAGUCUGUAAGGACCUGAGAAUAUAAAAAGAGAGAUUAAAAAUCAUUUAGACUUGCUUCAUGUUAGAUUUAAAAAAGCUUUAUAGGAUGAAAAUAAAGAGGAUGGAGUGAAGAAUUCAUUUUGCAUUUAGGAAAUAUUUGGUGGAUACAGUAGCGACGUUCUUAAAUCAUUUAUUUGCUAUAGUUUUGAUGAUAUUAUGGGGAAAAUCGUUAAGCAAAUUCUUAAUAAUUUCAUAAACAAUCCUACCUUAUACCUUUAAUACUUCUAAUUUCUUUAUGAAACGAUUUAAGCUCAAGUUAAUAAAAUAGAUCAAAUUGAAAGCACAUUGAGUUCUCAAGCUAGUGAAUUAGCUAACUCCUUUUUUAUAUCUUUAUUCCAGGAGUUUUAAGAAAGAUAUUUUGAAAUAGAAAUAAACAACUUAACAUGCAUUAUUACAGAUAAUUCUAAUAAAGUAAUCGAGUUGAUGUAAAGAUCUAAAGAUUUUACAAAAGAAAGAGUGAAAGGUGAAAUACAAAAAUGGUUUGAGCAUCUUAUAUUUGAUAACACAGAUAAAGAUUCAGUUAGGUUAACAAAAUCUGAAAUGGCCCAUAGACUAACAAUAAUGAAAGACAUACUACAUCAAGAAUAUAUUGAGAUUAUAUUUACAUCUGUUUAAGAAUCAUUAAAUAGAAGUGAAAAGAUUUCAUUAAAGGAAUAAAAGAUAACAAAUAAGUGCCACAUACUUGAAUUAUUUUUAUCACAUUUCGGAACCAAUCUCAUCUCUACUCUUAUUGAAUACACAAUUCACACAGUUCCAAAUUUAAACAGAAAAACUUUGCUUAAUGCAGAUUUCUUUGAAGUCAUUCCUUAAUUAAAUAUUUUAGUAAAUAGAAUGGAUUUAAUCUUCUCACAGUAUACGAAAAACAGCUUUGAGAACACUGAACUUCGUUAAAUAGUAAAAAAGAAGGAGGAAAUAAUUUCGACUUUAGAAAUAAAUAUUUUGAAAUCCAUAUAAUGCGCUCUAGCUUCUAUUUUUAUAAAUUGUAAUAGAAUUUUAAAUGAUAAAUAAAAAAGUAAAGAUUUUAUAAAAUCUACUGAUGCUUUACCCAGUCAAACUACAGCUUGUACAGAAUUUAUUGCAUUUCUACAGGUUUACAUUGAAUCUAUCAACUAAAGUUAGUCUAAUUCAAAUAAAACUAGAGUUUUAGAAUCUAUAGGGCUAUAAAUAAUUUCUAUCCUAAUAGAUCAUUUUUCAAAGUACAAAGUUAGUUAACAAGGAGCAAUACAAUAGUUACAAGUAGAUUUAGCUUAAUAUGAAAAGCUUAUUAUUCAAAAUUUCAACUACUUUGAGGUUCUAUAAAAGUUUGAACAAUUAAAGAUUCUUAUAAAUAUAUUCAAGAUUGAAAAAAGCAAUUUAGAUUAGUACAUAUAAGAAGAAUCUCUAUUUAAGUAAAUAGAUCCUGUAACAAUCUAAAAAUACAGGGAUAACAGAUAAGAUUCAUCUGGAUCUUAUUUGCAUAUGUUUAUGAAAUGA
Messenger RNA from Tetrahymena thermophila SB210, 2340 nucleotides. Its product is annotated as exocyst complex component Sec10. Gene Ontology annotation, biological process: Golgi to plasma membrane transport; exocytosis. The record is from RefSeq and is a predicted model, not a curated record. Gene Ontology annotation, cellular component: cytoplasm; exocyst. The transcript has 16 exons. Lineage: Eukaryota; Ciliophora; Oligohymenophorea; Hymenostomatida; Tetrahymenidae.